AUGGAUUACGUUAAUCAAAAAAAUCGUGAAGUAGAAGAAUCCUAUUUAUCAAGUUUGGUCGAUCUAAGGGACACCAAUAAACCAAUGAUAACCAUGUUAUCGCUCUUGGCCGAGGAGAACAUCCAACAUGGCCAAACAAUAGUUGAUGUGAUCAAGCAGCAGAUAUCUCAGGUGGAACCUCAAUUCAAACUUCCAAUUUUGUAUUUGAUUGAUUCGAUUGUUAAAAAUGUUCGUGGCAUUUACAUUGAUUUGUUUGAUCAAUGCAUCUUUGGAAUCUUUGUUGACGUAUUCAAAAAGGUGAACGAAGAUGUUCGUAAAAAAAUGCAUUUUCAACGAAAAACAUGGGAUGCCGUAUUUUCAGCGGAAAUACUAUAUGCACUUGAUGUUGAAGUAAAUGCAAUUGAUCCCUGUUGGCCGAUGCCAGCAAAUAAUAAAAUCGAGCCGAAAAUGAAACAAGAUGACUUAUUGAAGAUUGAAAAAAUAGAAAUGGAAAUAGCAGCUACACGGAAAGAAAUAGAUAGGCUAGAUGCAGGCCCAUCACAGGCGGCAGUCGUCGUUUAUCCAGCGGAAACGUUGAAUUCUGAAAAGGCACUUGGAUUCGACCCAAACGAUAUAUCACUGGCCCAUCCAACGAGUAGUCAAAUUUUCGAAGAUGGAUUGUCAAAGAUUCGAAAAUUGAAAAUGGAAAUUGCAGAAAUGCAGGCAGAAAUAGAUAGGCUAGAUGCUGGCCCAUCCCAUGCUGGCCCAUCACAUGCUGGCCCAACACAUGCUGGCCCAACACAUGCUGGCCCAACACAUGCUGGCCCAACACAUGCUGGCCCAACACAUGCUGGUCCAUCACAUGCUGGCCCAUCACACGCUGGCCCAUCACACGUCUCUUAUUCAGCUCAAACUUCGAAUGCUGAAAAUGCAGUUGGAUACGAACCAAAUAAUGUAUCACGAAAUGAUUCGGAAGCUUCCGAAUCGUUCGGUAGCAGUAUCACCGGCAAACGAAAUAAUUGUUUUACCGAAAGUGAGGACGAUUUUGGAUCAAGCAGUGAAGAUGAAAACGUACCGCGUCUAGAGAAAUGGUCAUUAGCACCACAAGAAGAAAGGUCAUGCAAAAGAAGACGGUACGAAGAUGAAGUGAUACCACGAAAAGCUGAAAAAAUCGAAACAAAUGAUUUCUAUCAGAAAGUAUUUGCUGCUGGAAUUUUCAAUCCAUAUUUAAAUCAAAAUACAAUGGCACACCCUCGAGUUAUUUUAAUGGACUACAAUGCAGUGACUGGACUUCCUAUCAACACCAAUCAACGCAUCCCGAUUUUGGAUGAUGAUACUAUUGAUGAAGAUAUAAUGUUUGUAGAUCAAAGAAAUUCAAAUGAAAAAAAUGAUUACGAUGCUGAUGAAGUGCUCAUUUUGGACCCACACAUUCCAAUGGUUAACUUGGAUGAGUAUGAAGAGACCAAUUCAUCGUGGAAUAAAGAUGAGGAAUCGCAGUUUCUGCCGGUGGUGAAAAUCAAAGAGGAGUCCAUGUACGAAGGAUUUGAGGACGACAACAAUGAGGACGAUUGCUUCGAAGAAGUUGGUACAUACGAAGAUAUUCAAUCGCCGACACAGACAACAUUGAUCACAUUGCUUGAUGACGAAAUCGACGAGGAAGAGCAGCAAGUAGUUACGAUCGGCACAAGUAAGAUAAAAAUUAAUUUGUCCAAAGAUGUACGUUUAAAUAGCAUUUCAAGCGAGUCUAGCGGAAGCGAAACAGACCCAUGUGAAAAUGACUCAAGCAACAUUAUUGCGGCUGCCAGUAAUUUAGAAACCAAAUUUGAAGUCAAAGAUUCUAUAAAGCAUGUACAAUUCAAGCGGCAACCAGUUGUUCGACGUGGCUUUGAAACUUCAGGUUUGUGUUCGAUUAUGUAAACACACUUUGUACGUGGAAACAUUC
Molecule: messenger RNA, 1921 nt
Organism: Contarinia nasturtii (swede midge)
Lineage: Eukaryota; Metazoa; Arthropoda; Insecta; Diptera; Cecidomyiidae
Exons: 3
Coding region: 1-1896 (631 amino acids)
Biological process (GO): termination of RNA polymerase II transcription
Cellular component (GO): mRNA cleavage factor complex; cytoplasm
Molecular function (GO): mRNA binding; RNA polymerase II complex binding
Source: RefSeq, a predicted model, not a curated record